CGGAACUCUUGCCGUUCCAGUCGUGCAGGUUUUGCGGCUCAUGUUGACACAAUCCAAAAGGUCAUACGGCUGACGACUGCCCCAUAGUUGCAGGCGCCGACACGACCAUCGUAUGCAUAAUCACACCAACUACGUACGGGUGACUUGUGUCUAAACGUGAUACCUUGUGAUGGAUGGACGACCUUUCUCCCACAAGGGUUUUCAGGAACUCCUACGUCGCAGCAGCGCGACCAUGGCGUAGCCUUGCAAGUUGUUGAACCACUAUGGCUCUGGAGGUCAUUUCAAAGCGGCCUGGUUUCACCUCGGCUUGUUUGGAGACUUUGAAGCUGAGUUCAAAGUCUCUAGGCCGAGGCGGCUUUGCAACUGUGCUGCCAGGAACGCUAAAGAAAGAUAACGGUGAGACGCUCCAAGUAGCGGUAAAAUUGUUGCACGAUGCGUACUCUUCCGAAGACGCUGUGGAGCUUCGGCUAUUCAAGGAAGAGGCGCAACUGAUGCUGCAACUAGAUCAUGGGAACAUCAUCACCGCGUACGGGCUGCUCAGGCUAUCGCCGCAGUUCCCCGGACUCACUGGCUACACGCAGCCGGCGUAUGCGCUGGUGCUCGAGAUGAUGGAGGGCGGAUCUCUCGCCAGCAUCAUUGUGAAGCAGUUGCUGGCGGGCCCGUCGCCCAAGUACACAUUCUCACAGGCACUCAGCUGGUGCCUGGACGUGGCGCGAGCGCUGCAGUACCUACACGCCGGCGGCCGAGACGGCUUCCCACGCAUCCACCGGGACGUCAAGCUGGAGAACGUGUUGCUGGUGGAGGGCGGCAAGGUCGCCAAGCUGGCGGACUUUGGGCUGCAGCGGGGAAUCUUCGGCCAGCAACAGCAUGGGGCGCCGGUGCUGGUGCGCCGCUCACAGCGCCCAGCCUCCGCCGUGCCCCUGUCACCUAGCGGCACGGCCGAAGGCGGCGGCGGAGCUGUCGCUGGAGGCACCUCGUUGAACGGCGCGGCGCCGGGGCCGGGGCAGCGGACCACUCCCGGCCCCUCACGUAUGGCCCCAGCUGACUUCGCGGAGCGCAACUCCCAGCGCACGGCCUCCGUCACCGCUGGCUUCGGCAAGACAAGUGCGUUGCUCAGCGGCGGCGGCGGCUUGGAGAGCCCCUCCUCACGCCUGGGCCGCGUUGGCAGCGCUGCCUCUGCCGGCAGCGGCGGCGGCGGCGGCGGCCGCAGCACCCGCAUGUCUAUUGAAGCGGACGCCGCCGCCGCUGCAGCCGGCGGCGGCGGCAACUUUAGCACAGGCCACCUGGCACCCGCGCCCGUAGAGCCGCUGUUCUUCGCGCUAGACGAUAAGGGGCUGUUGCCGCUGCAGCUGCCGCCGCCGAGUGAGCCGCCGGACCCAUACGACCCCCACGUUGACAGCGCGGUGCGUGCGCCCAUGCUGGGCCCGGCGGACCGGGUGCGUGAGGCGCUAGAUCUGGCGCGCCGCACGCACAGCAUUCCACAGAUGAUGCAACCCCUGGGAGUGGGAGAGCUGGGUGGCUUGGAUGAGGGGGGUGAGGCGUUGGCAGGCGUGGGAGCGGCAGCGGCAGCGGUGGGGGCGGCGGGAGGAGGGAGCCGCCCGGGAAGCGGACGUACGGCGUUGAGCCGGACGGGGGAAGAGGGCGAGGCGAGCGGUGGCGGUGCGGGGCCAUCUCGGUUGGCAGCGAUGGCGGGCGCGGCCGCGGGCGGAGGCAACGCGGCGUGGCCUGUAUCCAGCGGGGCAAGGACAGCAGGCGGCGGCGUGCUGAGCUCGCCGCGGGGCGUGAGCCUGUUGGCGGGCGGUGCUGGCGCCGCGGUCCUGACGCGUCCCUCGCCGCUGGGCGGCGGCAGUGCACAGGCAUCGUUGCGCGCCGGCGCCAAGGCUGGCCCCGCCUUGCAGGCGCAGCGCAGCGGCAAAAGCAUCAGCGAGUCCAUGGCGCGCAUGAACGCCAGCAGCCUGGCGCGCAGCCCGCACGGCGCGGCGGCAGCAACCUCAACAGCAGCAGCAGCGGUAGCGGUAGCAAACGCGGCCGCGACCGCGGCCGCGACCGCGGCCGCGGCUGGCUCCGGCUCACCAAGUCCGCGAGAGGCAGGCCCAGGGCCGGCGCUAAGGCCAUGGUCAGUGGAUGUGGGCUCCGGAGCCGAGGAGGCGGUGCCGGUGAAGGCCAUGGGGCUUGUGAGCGACCCGGGCUUCAGUGGCACCGUGAGUGGGUUGGGCCUAGGCAGCGGGCUGACUGGCGGGCUGGGGGCGCCGGACGGCCGACAGUCACUGGCGUCAUGUGCGGACAUCCUGCUUGACGCAACAAGCGUCGGCGGCGGCAGCGCCCUCAACACGGCCGGCGGCGGCAUGGAAGGAGCCGUGCUGGGCCCGUCACCAUCGGGCGCUGCGUCGCUGGCUGCUCGGGCCCCCAGCUCGCGACAGACCUCGCCCACCGCGGCCUCAGCGGGGCUGGGGGCUGCAGGGAACGCGGCGCAGGGCGCCGCCGCCAGUGACGUGGACCCGGUGGCUGUUGUGGCCGCUGCUGACGUGGCCGUUGACGACGGCCUGACGAGCAAGGGGCAGCGGCAGUUGCUGCCAGGCAGUAUGAAGCACGUGGAUUCUGGCGAGACGGCGCACGUGGGGCUGGAGGGCUUGUCGCACAGCGGCAACGCCAACGCAGCCGCCGCGGCAGCAGGUCGCCCGUUGCACGACGCCGCUGCAGCGGCCGCGGCGGCCGCCUUCAACAGGGCCUCUGAGGAUGCGCAGGCCCGCAGUCUGGAGUCGGCUCUGGUGAGCACAGCCGCCGUCGGGUUCAGCACCGCGGCGGGCAUGGGGACAGACGGCGGCACCACCGCCGCCGCCACGGGCACGGGCACAGGCGGUGGAAAUGCCCCUGGGACCGUGAGUGACCUCUCCGCGCCUGCCUCGGCACUGACCACGCACAAGUCGCUUGGCGAUGGCAGUGGCGGCGGCGGCGGCCCUGGAGGCGGCGGUAAUGCAGGUAACGUCGCGCAACUGCUGCUCAACGGUGUCAGCGCUGGAGGCGGAGGCGCAGGCGGCAGCACAGACGGCCAGUCGGCGACGUCGCAGCCGGUUCACAUGGCAGACCUGCUGCACAUGCGCCUGGGUGCGGUCAACGUCAGUGUGCGCUCGGUGCGCGCUGGCGGCGGCAGUGCCGUGCCGUCGCUGUCGCAGCGUGUCAUGGGCAGUGCGCCCAGCAGCCCGCGGAUGGCGGUGGCGGCGGCCGCGGCGGCGCGGGCCGGCAUCGCGCCGCCGCCUGCAGCGGCAGGCGCGGUGCGCGCGGCCAGCGUGACGGGCACUCGCAGCCGCACCUCGUCGGCGACCGGGCUCCUCAAGAACAAGCCGCAGGCGGAGUUCGAGGAGGUGUUCAGCCUGACUGGGCGCACCGGCAGUCUGGUGUACCUGGCCCCUGAGGCCUACAAAAACGAGCCCUACAACGACAAGGUGGACGUGUACAGCCUGGCCAUCCUCAUGUACGAGCUGUUCGGCCGCACCAGCGUCACCUACACACACAUCUCCACCAAGCUGCCCGCCUUCAGUCGCAUGCUGUGCAACCCCGACGAGUUCGCAGAGCGUGUGGCGGCCGGCUACCGGCCGCCGCGGCCCAAGGCCAUGGACAAACUGCCGCCCGAGCUGUGGGAGCUGAUUGAGGCGGCCUGGCACCAGGACCCCGUGCAACGGCCCGAUAUAGACACGGUGGUGGAGGCGCUGGAGGAGCUGGCGGAGCCGCUGGCGGAGGCGGAGGCGGGGCGCCGCAACAGGCGCAGCAACAAGCAAGGGGCGGAGGGCGGGGCGGGGGACGCGGGGGCGGCCAGCCAGGGCUGCAGCUGCACGAUUUGCUAAUGGGCCGCUGCCGGCGUGCGGGAGGGGAAGGGGGUGGACUACGUGUGGGUGUGGGUGUGGGGGGGGGGGGGUGUAGUAGGACAGUCGGUAAAAGACACAUCUAGAUGCCCCAGGGCGCCGUCCGCGGGGUUAUAUGCUUGUGUGUCGUAGAACUUCCGUGUUCCGCCCACACUCUCCCCCUUCUGGACUGCACGUCCCGGGCAGUCACCACGCUAGCGUAGAGAGUACUUCUUUGCACCUGGUUGUGUUUUUGUGGCAGUGGGGUGCUUAGGCCCACGUCGCGUCUACCCGUUACCUGAGCAGCGCCAGUAGCCAACUGUUUGUUGGUGCCUUUACGACUCUCGCAUAGCCGAAGUGAUGGACUUUCCGACGUCACCAGGAUUUGAACCCCCGACCUUGUGUGGUCGCGUGCGCAUUGUCUGCAGAUAACGCACGUUGGGCCCUGAACUCGAUACCAAAUGUAGUAGGACAGUCGGUAAAAGACACAUCUAGAUGCCCCAGGGCGCCGUCCGCGGGGUUAUAUGCUUGUGUGUCGUAGAACUUCCGUGUUCCGCCCACAGGGGGAGUAGUUCAUUCCAAUCCAACCAUUGGGAGUGUGUGGUGGAAGGGGGGUGCUUUCAUCUUCACAAACAGAGGAGGAGCGGCUGCUUGGAAUCCAGGUGACCGACGACGCCUGAAAUUUAAUUUUAUUGCGUCAUGCGAUUUCGAGGCCAUGGUGAGUUUCAAUGACAUGUGCCAAGCACGGUGGGCUGGUGGGUAGUGUUUGCCAUGCACGCCACGAGUGUAGUACGGUAGUACGGUGGUAACGGGGGCUUCGUGAGUGAGGGCUUGAACAGGGGUUGGGGACUGGGCCGUGUGUCUACGGGGUCGCUGCCGCAUUGUUGCGUAGGGCUACCGUGGACGCACAUGAAUACCUUUUACUGUGGAUUGGGGCGACACGGGUCAUAGUAGAAACGAGUGCGUGGCUUAUGGGCCGAAUGGACGACACCUCGCGCGAGGUCCUGGGAGGCGGCGCUGCAUUGUAUUCUACUAGAUCUCACCAGAACCCGGCGCAGUAGUAUCUCCUAAGUAAGACUGCUCCUCACGGUGGCUAGCGGGGCUGGUCGGUCAUAGUCUGCAACGGCUGAUGGAACGGACCCUCGGGGGGGGGCACUGUCGCGGUAUGCCGGCAGCAGUGGCAGUAGUGAUGAGGAUGACUGGAGGCGUAGGUGCUGGCUGUGUGCGUGCAGGAGGGCGUCGCCGCAUGGUAAAUGACGAAGAUGACUUAUGGUGAUUGCGGGUCGGGUUUGGCGUGGAGGAUAUGGGAUUUAGUGUACAGUACCGUAGUGCAGAUUUUGUUGCGGGCUACUCUCGUGACAUGAUGUUGCGGAAUGAUGGGCAUUGUGGAUUUCUGAUGGGCUGGGGUUCUGGCGGGAUAUCGAUUGGGCGUCGGUAGCGGUGCCUGAUGAGCGGUACGGCGCCGUAACUGUACAGCCGGGAGUUGCGCUGGUGGGCCGUGUGUGGUACCGGUAUAACGUAAGGGCUACAUUUCAACGCGUCCUGCCGUGCGCAUGCGCGUGUUAUUGUAACAGGUCGCCCCC
Messenger RNA from Chlamydomonas reinhardtii, 5422 nucleotides. RefSeq lists its product as uncharacterized. Gene Ontology annotation, biological process: protein phosphorylation. The transcript has 8 exons. Gene Ontology annotation, molecular function: protein kinase activity; ATP binding. The record is from RefSeq and is a predicted model, not a curated record. The coding region runs from base 492 to 3842 and encodes 1116 amino acids. Lineage: Eukaryota; Viridiplantae; Chlorophyta; Chlorophyceae; Chlamydomonadales; Chlamydomonadaceae.